GGGAGAGGUUCGCAGAGAAAACAACACGUGUGUACGGAUUAGCUGGAGAUCGUCAAAUUAAUUACUCAAUACCAUGGCAACACUUGAAGAGACAAAAGCAGUAUGGAAGAGAGCAGAUGCGGUCUGUUUUGAUGUCGACAGUACAGUCAGCACAGAGGAGGCAAUCGAUGAGCUCGCCGCUCACUGUGGAGUCGGAGACGAAGUAGCUCAAUGGACCAAGAAGGCAAUGGAUGGGAGUAUAACAUACAAAGAGACGCUGACAGCAAGAUUAAAGAUUAUUAAUCCAUCCUUAGAUAUUGUAAAGAGUUUUAUAGACAGUCAUCCGCCAGCAAACUAUCUUACACCUAAAGUCAGGGAACUGAUUGAGCUUCUUCUCGCUCGAGGCACAGCGGUGUACCUUGUGACUGGUGGAUUCUACUGUACAGUCGCUGAACUAGCCAAAUCUCUCAACAUUCCCCUGGAAAAUAUCUACGCUAACAAGCUCAAGUUCUUCUAUAAUGGUGAGCACGCUGGUUUCUGUGAGGAACAACCAACAUGUGCAGCGGGAGGGAAACCCGCCGUUGUGGGUAUGUUGAAGAAGAAACACGGCUACAAGAACGUCGUCAUGAUUGGAGACGGAGCCACUGACCUGGAGGCUUGCCCUCCUGCAGAUGCGUUUAUAGGAUUUGGUGGUAACAAGGUCAGAGCGAAGGUUCAGGAAGGUGCUCGCUGGUUCGCUAACAGCUUCCAAGAGCUCAUCGACGUCCUACAAGAGUCAUCUUGAUGUUUUUAAAUCCUUCAAGGAAAUGAGAUUCUUCAGAGCGGAAAAUUUCUGCAGAGUAAAUCUGUGAAACUCUGCGUGCCUUUCCUGCCUCAAAAUGAGAAAUGAGAUACUUUUUUUAUGCUGCAUAUAUACGAGAAAUUAACUAAAUCUUAGAUCAUGAAUGAAAUUUUGUGAUUAAAAUUGUGUAUUUUCAAAUCCUUAUAUCGACUGAUCGUUAAUGAUGAGGGCACGUACAGUCUGCAAUGUGGUGAUUACAUCCGGACAGUUUUUAAGUCAACCCUCUUACUAUUUGACCAUUCAAUAUCAUACGCAUGGUUUUGUAUAAGAGAUGAACUAUAUGCCAGCUGGCAGUGUGAUAGCAUGUGGUGAAUGCAUCUACACAGUGCUGUAUAAGUCAACCCUACUACUGUCUGCUUCAAAUGUUUGUGUAUGAUAAAGGCUCCAUCCCAGCCUACAUGUAUGUAGACUUGAUGACAAGUCUUUAGCGCUGCCCCAAACACGUAUUCUGCAGUUCAUGCAACAGUCACAGUGCGAUUAUCGUUCAUGCAACGGUCGUAGGUAGCGUGUGGCAAGGUCCGUCAUCAGCUCUAACUCACAUUGACUCACACACUUACUAUAAUUGAGGAUGUGUGUACCGUCCCCGUAGCUACACCGUGCUUAACAAUAACCGACUUGAUUUCAAGACUAACAUGUAUGAUACCAUUGAAUGAGUGCAUCUUAAAAACAGUACACAGUCAACUCUCCUAGUUCUGUAGGAUUUAACAUUUUGCAUGGUGGGAAUACAAUCACGUGAUAUUUUGAUUAUGUUUUUUUUUCUUUAUAACUUCGGUACAGUAUCAAUUUGAGUAUAGAUUAAUACAUUUACUUUCAUUAAACAGGGUCUACUGAAUCUGAGUAAUGUGAA
Asterias rubens (European starfish) is the source of this 1667-nucleotide messenger RNA. Its product is annotated as phosphoserine phosphatase-like. The record is from RefSeq and is a predicted model, not a curated record. NCBI's taxonomy places the organism in Eukaryota, Metazoa, Echinodermata, Asteroidea, Forcipulatida, Asteriidae. Bases 74 to 763 code for a protein of 229 amino acids. The transcript has 6 exons. Gene Ontology annotation, biological process: dephosphorylation; L-serine biosynthetic process. Gene Ontology annotation, molecular function: magnesium ion binding; L-phosphoserine phosphatase activity. Gene Ontology annotation, cellular component: cytoplasm.